AUGUCCACCUUUCCCUAUGUUAUCGUAAACGCAUUCACGCGUACGCCCUUCGGGGGUAACCCAGCUAUUGUCGUUGCUCUCCCACCAAACUCUCUUUCCCAAUCCCAAACAUUCAGCGAAGAGACUAUGAUAAGAAUCUGUCUCUCAUUCGCGCAGCCCGUCUGUGUCUUUCUUUCGUUAUCCUCCGACGAUUCCAGCAUCCUUGACAUCCGGUUCUAUAUCGGGACCUAUGCACCGCUUAUCUGUGGACAUGGGGUGUUCGCUGCAGUCAUGGCGUUAUGUACGGACGCUCUGCCAUCCCUUGGUCAAUGGGGUCCAGAAGUGAAGUUCCGCACGAAGGCAGGCGCGAUUAUUUCUGCACGCAGCGUCGCAGAGAAUGGGUCUGAUGAAGAAAAGUACGAGAUCGUGCUUCCCGCAACUCCAAUCGUCGCCCUUCUAGACGCGGAGACUGCCAGGAUUGCAAGUAUAGUCAGCAAGGCCGCCGGCAGGGAUUUACAGGUGGAGUAUGUCGCCAAAGGCGAAGGCAAGAUGGACAAUUACUUGAUGAUCGUCGUCGGUCAAAAUGAAAACUUGGGCGACAUGAAACUAGACACCGAUGUCCUGCGCGAAACUUCUUACAGCAUCAAUAUCAUCACACACGCUACGCCUGAUGCCGAUCAAGUCUUCGUCUCGCGUAUGUUUGCACCUGAAAAAGGUCUCCCUGAAGAUCAUGUCUGUGGAAGCGCGCACACGUUGCUCGUACCUUACUGGGCGACUCGGCUUGGGAAGAAGGAUGAGGAGGAGAUGUAUGUUCGUCAGGUGAGCCCGCGUGGAGGAGAGUUGUGGGUGACUUGGGAUCAGGACAAAGGUCUUGUCAGGCUCAAGGGCUGUGCGCAGGCUUUCGGAAAGGGUGAAUUUACCAUUUGA
Molecule: messenger RNA, 906 nt
Organism: Suillus clintonianus
Lineage: Eukaryota; Fungi; Basidiomycota; Agaricomycetes; Boletales; Suillaceae
Exons: 2
Coding region: 1-906 (301 amino acids)
Biological process (GO): biosynthetic process
Cellular component (GO): cytoplasm
Molecular function (GO): isomerase activity
Source: RefSeq, a predicted model, not a curated record